UGCAUUGUAUCGGCGGUCAAAGCAUGUAAUUUCAUUUGCAGCAAGCAUUUUAAACAGAACUUAUGCAAAUUUGCGUUGAUUAAUCACAACGGGGGCUGAGAAUUUAGUGUAGGAUUCUUUCUUUCUUCUACCACCUGCUGCCGCGAAGCGCCGUAUUUAGCAGCUGGCUUGAGAGGUUAACCACUGACUGCGUUUGUUUUUAUCUUUCGUCGUUUUGUUCAAACUGUGUAGUGUAAAAGACGUUAGCAACCGCUUGUAGUGCUUUAGCCUAACGUAUAGAGAUUGUAGUCGGUUUAAGAGUGGUAUAAAUGGUCUUUUUUAAACCUGCAUAUUGGACUUUACUUCACUGAUGUAGGGGCGAACUUUAUAGCGAACAAAAGUGCUGUCUGGAUUGAUAUUUGUUGUCUUGUUAAUGUUGACGAAGUCUACAAAAAGUUCACAGAUACAGUAUGAGUAAAAUCUUUCGAAGAAAGGGCUUGGCAUUGCUCUCAGGAAUUCUGUGUCUACUGGCCACUGGAAUAAUUGUGACAGUAUUGAUAAAUGACCCACACAAACCAGAGACUAGACCAUGGUCUGCCUGGGUCCAGGCGAACUUCACUCGUACAAUACAAGUGAACGGAGUAAAUCAAGUUCUGGCAAAAACUGGAUGGGUUUACUUUGGUUUGUUUAAAGGCUACAAGGAGAAGUCAUAUUCUGGAAACUAUCAAGGCUUGAGAACGGAAUAUUUUGAAGGUAUGAAAACAUAGAAUAUGUGUUUUUGUUCUAUGUCUAUGAGCUUUCAACUGGAAAAUUUAGGUAUUACACUAUUAUUACUGUAUAAUUAUCGUACCGUAUUUCACGCAACUAGGAUUCGGUAAACUGGGACCAGUGUAGUUUAAAUAUAUGGGUUCAAUGAGUGUGAGAAUUUCUACCCUAAUUCUUUACUGUUACGAAUGUGCUUAAAUUUACUUUCCUCCUAUCAUUAAAUUAUUAUAAAUAUUAAUUAUUUUUCAAUUUACAUCUAUCUCAUAAAUUUAGAAGUAGUUCGUCACAAGUCUAAAUAAAACUCAACGACAAGUCGACAACGCUUUUCUAAUCGCACAAAAUUCGCCGUCAUAGCAAAACUAGCGAAUAGCGUUAUGUCAUUUCAACGAAUUAAAUUUCUCGUCUGCGAGGCACCAAAUAAGGAAAGCGCAUACAAAUUAAAGAAAAUGAAAUUCCAGGCAAUACUUGUUGCAGUUAUAGAAACAUUGAUAUUUGAUAUACACCGAAAGCCGCACAUUUUUAGCUAUAGUAAGUUUGACAUAUAAAUAAUUAAUCAGUCAAUUCUCAUGCACGUCUUAUUAAAGGCAAGCUUUUUCAGAAUCUUUUGUCUGACUUAAAUUUGCUCGUCUUGCAUUAAAUUAAUCUUGUCAACUGUACGAUGUUUUUAAAAAUAUUCUAUUACUUGAUAUCCAAAUGUUUUAAAAAUCAUUUAUAUAGACAUUAUUGCCCACACACUACACAGUCACAGAUAUUUAAGUCUACUAUACACUGAUUGCAAGCUUCGUUCCAAUGAUUGCACUGUUAUUCAUUCUACAGACUUACAGUUAAAUAGUUAAUAUAUUAUGUCAUCUUUGGCUUUGCCUUUGAGAGCGCGGUUUAAUUACUAGAACUAUGUUCAAACCGGCCAAUAAGCCUUUAUUAAAAUAUGAAUUAUGUGCAUGGCGCAAACUUAUGGCCAUUAUGAUUUUUUAAUCUUUUAUCGUUGCUAUACGACUAUAUACUUAUAGUUUGCGAGACUAUGGUCAGACAUAUAGCUGUUGUUGAUUUACAAUACAAUCGAUAUAUGAAGUAUUUUUAUACAAACUUAAGCAGUGGUCUAUAACGUCAAAUAUAUUCUGUGUACACAUAACUGUGCUUGUUACUUAGUUACAACAAUCAUUUAUUCAAAUGAAGCAUUAUUGCAAGUGCAUACGUCGUAUGAACUUCAACCACGAUUUUGAAAGCAAACAAUUUGAUAUAUUAUUCCGGUACAAAAUUUCGCUAAAAUUGAAGAAAGUUUUGGUAGAAAACAAGAAUAGUUGGGUUCUGUCAUUUUGGUCGAAUGAUUGGAGUUAUUCGAGUGUUAAAAUGGGGAAAAUUUGUCGCAGAAAUUCUUUAUUCUUCUUUGCUGGUUUGCUUGCCCUUUGUGCUAUUGGGGCAAUAACAUACGCACUCUUGAGCGAAGAAUUGGUCUCCUGCAAGAUCAGGCGAAAUGUUAGCAAUAAAACGUUCGAUGCAGGCUGGAAAAAGUUUGGCUUAAUCAGAGGGUGUGAAGAAAUACAACCUUUCAAGUUUGGUGGCAGUGCGAGAGAUAAGUGUUUCCAAGGUAUAGCAUGAUUACAGCCAGCUAUGAAAGUAGAGUACAUAAUAUGUCAUUGCAUGGCGGCUCAUAAGCAAUAAAGCAAAGCAAGAGACGAUUAAUUCACAUAAGCUAUAUUUAUUUCCAGGGUAAAAAGCGGGAGGAUUGCGUGUAUGUGAGUUAUGUGUGCAUGGAAAUAUACUAUAGGCGACUAUUAAAAACUCUGCAUAAAUAUGUACAGUCUUUAUAAUUAUAGCAGUGCAUGCCGACUGAUGCAGUGUUAUUGUGCAAACAUCUUAGACUUUACUCUGUUGCUGGGUUCCAAAUCAAAUCAAAUCAUUAAAUUCCGUGAAAAAAUAAUUUCUGACUGUCCCAACCGGGAAUGGACUAUACGUUAAACCAGAUACGCUUGAGAUCCCCGAUUGGGAUCUCAGAAACAUUCUGUGUAACAUACACACUCAUGCGGGAUAUCCACCCUCACGGCGAAUUGUGGGACUGAUGCGGGCUGAUCAGGUCAAGAAUGGUAGACUCGCUUAUUGCCCUCAGCAGUGUACUGGAGGUUGUGUCAUUGUGGAUUUGUGGGGUUAACAUGGAAACACUGCCUCACAAAGGAUUGAAAAGAAAUGUUUUGGCAAGUGUUCGACUCUGUUUAGACACCCGACAUUCAAGUUACUACUCGAGUACAGCCACACUGCUGAGGGUAAAACCUGUACAGACGAACUAGUUUUCCUUGUAUACUGUCUCGUGUGUACGGUCAACAAACGUUUCUUGAUAAGUUUCACUUGACAAGUUCACGUUUUCUUGAUAACUUUCACUUGGCAAGUUUCACUUGCAUAAAUGUAGAGUCUUUAUAAUUAGCAGUACAUGCUGACUGAAUUGAUGCAGUGUUAUUGUGCAAACAUCUUAGACUUUACUCUGUUCUGGGUUCCAAAUAAAAUAAAAUCAUCAAAUUUCGUGAAAAAAUCAUUUCUGACUGUCCCAACCGGGAAUGGACUAGGCCUAUACGUUAAACCAGAUACGCUUGAGAUCCCCGAUUGGGAUCUAAGAAACAUUCUGUGUAACAUCAAUGCGGGAUAUCCACCUGGGAACUGAUGCGGGCUGAUCAGGUCAAGAAUGGUACUAGAUUUGCUUAUUGCCCUCAGCAGUGUACUGGAGGUUGUGUCAUUGUGGAUUUGUGGGGUUAACAUGGAAACACUGCCUCACAAAGGAUUGAAAGGAAAUGUUUCGGCAAGUGUUCCACUCUGUUUAGACACCCGACAUUCAAGUUACUAUACCCGAGUACAGCCACACUGCUGAGGGUAAAACCUGUACAGACGAACUAGUUUUCCUUGUAUACUGUCUCGUGUGUACGGUCAACGGGUUUUCCUUGAUAAGUUUCACUUGACAAGUUUCACGUUGCUCGUGCGCAGUAACACUGAAACUUUAACAUAGCUAAAUACAUUGUCACUUGUAAUGAAUAAUCUGAUUAAUAAUAAUAAUGUAAUAAUUAAAAUAUUUAGUCAGGGGAUCCAUUCACAAAAGUGAUUUUCGGUGUAGCCCUGAUAAAAUAAAUAAAUAAGAAGAAAAACUAACAAAAGUGAAUAUAUAUAUGAAAGGUUAUAUAGUAUAAUGUUCUACAAUCUUUGACAUAACUGGUUGAGACUAUUUUCCCCCUAUAGAAAAUUCGCAUAUUUUUAUGAUAAAUUCCAUGUUGAAUCAUGUUGCCCUUCUUAAGCCCCGCUCCCCGAACUCAAUGUUGAGCGUGUGUCAUGGUUUAUUACCAAAAGUUGACAACAUUGAACUGGGGGGGGGGGGUGGAGGGGGAGACAAAGUUUGUUUUGUUAAUGUUCAAUAACUUUGUAAUAUUGGCUGGAAUGGUCUCAAAGGUUUUGUCCAAGAUUGUAGCGCAUCCUAUCAGUUCAGUCGAGUGUCCUAUGCAUGCAGAUAAUUAAAUGUUUCUUUAGUUUAGUUUUAAAAGUUUUAAUUUGACGUAUAUUCCGGAGUUGCAUAGGCAGACUGUUCCAGUCGUUGGCAGCAUGGUAGCUGAAUGCCUGCUUCCCCCAGUUCUUCCUGACGCGUUCCAAAUGUAUGUUCUGGUUUAUUUCGAGUGUUGUAUUGCUGUGGAUGUCAGCUAAAGGAGUACUUGAAAUUGAAUUUGAAAUGAAGUUUAUAUGAAGUUUAUAUAGUGGUGCCAUGCAAUGGAAUCAUCUUUCAGAGGAUUCAAAAAAUCCUGAAACCCUUUCUUCUUUUAAAAGAAAAAUACGUCAGGCAUGAACACUCCCUUUGGAUCGCACCAAUUUAGUUUUUAUAUAAUUACUUUUCUAUUAUCCUUUGCUUCCUUGUUUUUGUAUAUAGUUUAACUUGUAUAUAGUUUAAUGUGUAUAUUCUUUAAUUUGUAAAUAGUUAUUGUGUGACGCCCCUCAUGAAAAGCAGCUCACGUUGAUCGAGGCUAGCGUGUUUAAAUAAAGUUUUACCAUACCAUACCAUACCAUACCAUACCAUACCAUAUCGUACCGUACCGUAUCGUAUCGUAUCGUAUCGUAUCAUACCAUACCAUACCAUAUUCAGUUAUUUAAAGUUAUUUAACAUCAUGCUAAGGCUGGCUUACACUAUCGAGGUUUCUGUGAUCAUAUAGUAGGGAUUUUGCAUAGGUAUAUAUAAAUUCUAAGUUUCGAAGGAUUUGCAUUGUAAGAAAUAUUUGAGGGAACAGACUCAUACAUGUGUUAACACUGACUGAGUUCACGGCUUAAACAUUUCUUACAAAUACUUGCAAACUUAGAAUAGGUUAGGAAUAGGUUACCUCCCAGGUAAGGUUCUCCUCAUUUUCAGUUGAAUUACAAAAUUGAUCCUGAAGAAACGCGGAGGGGGGAGGUGUCCGGGACCCCACAUUCCCCCACGUGGCUACGUCUCUGUCUUACCGCACGGUCUUGUACACACAUAAAUAUCUCACAACUUGUCAACAAGAUGUGUUCGCAACAGGCUUGUAGCAUGCUUUUCAACAACUUGCAACAGUUCUGUUAUUUUAUCAAGUUGCUACAAGGUUGUCACUCACAACUUGUUGGCAAAUUGUUGAAUUGCAGGACGAUAACAAGUUGUUUGAACAACUUGUAACAAGUCUGUUGAGCUCAACAACCUUGUAACAAGUUGCCAACAAGCCGUUGGCAACUACAUCCUGUUGACAAGUUGUUGGAACAGCAUUGCUACAAGUCUGCUACAAGCUUGUGUACUUCAAAUAACACAACGUUUAGAUGGAACAAUCCGUGGCGUUAUUAAUUCAUAUGAAUGUCUUUGCUUUUUAGUGUUCAAAGAAUUUGAUAAUGUGUUCAACCUGAAAAUACUCUAUGCUGUGAUUGGCUGCCUUGUAGUUGGCGGUAUCGUCCUAAUACUUUCUGCAGGACUCAGUUUUUAUAACGAGUUUACCAAAUCUUCAUACGUCAUACUCGGCUCUGUGGGUCUCUAUAUUUUUAAUGGAGUUGCAUGUGAGUAUGUUAGAAUGUUUUUUUUCAAUAUUUUGCAUGGUAUCAUAUCUUAACAAUCGAGUGUAGUUCUUUAAAGGGAAAUAGCAAUAAAAGUUAAGUUUCUCCCAUUUGGAAGAGGGGUUCCAUAUAGUUCAAAACAUUUUUACGAAUUUUCUAUACCGUUCUUAGUAUUACCCUUCAUUUCAAACAAAAGCAUGCAUUCCGCCAUCUUGAAUGUGCAUGUGCGUGACGUCACAUCCAGGGUAACAUUAUUUUGUAUUUUGAGCAAUUUUAAUUUCAGGCCAUUUUAAUUAAUGAUAAAUAGAGAUUACUUCAUGGUUGAUGAGCGCGUACGAUUUUUAUGCACGAGUUGCGAAAAAUUCCUAUAAACGAACGAGUGAGCGCAGCGAACGAGUGAGUUUAUAGGAAUUUUUCGCAACGAGUGCAUAAUAAAAAUCGUACAAGCGAAUCAACCAUGAAGUAAUUUGUUUAUUAUAUGAGUUACUAUAUAUUAGAGUGAAAUUUAAGUGCUGAACGAUAGACACAAUUCAAACCAAACAUUUCAAACAUAUAUAAUAUGCAUCAAAAAGUACAACAAUAGCUACAACAAAUGAAUUAUUUCGCUUUAAAAUUCUUGUAUUAUUAUUCUCCUGUUGUUCAAUGAAUUCGCUUACGGAUGGUGUCUCUGCGAAGCCAUUUCAAAUCAAAAGUCGAACGGACAUCUAAAAAAACUGAUUGUUGUUUUCUUGUACGCCAGUGGCGCGGCCGCCGCGGCGGGAAAAGUAAAUACGAAAUUUUUCACUAGUGACAAAUUCCGUACGUCCAAUGAGAAGGCUAAUACGACGUUCUUCACUAGUGGCGAAUGUCGUAUGUCCAAUGAGAUGCUCAGAAAUUUUAGGCAUAUGGUUUUUAUUCGACAACUUUAUCGCGUAUAAAAUUCAAUACUCAUGUAAUAAAUCCUAUUUUUUUUUACGUACUGUUGCCGAGUAUUGCUUGUCUUAAAAUUAAAGCACACAAGCUAUGUUUAAACUUUCCAUUUUAAAUUCUCUACCGCUAGUCUAGUCGAACUAUGAAACAAUGGCGGAUGGCAUGCAGGAUUAUUUUGCUUUCAAAUAUCGCCCAUGUGUAUAGGUACAAAUGAGUUACGUGGUUCCUUAUUUUAUUUAGUUUUCUUCAUGCUGUGUGCAGUUGGUCUGUUCUCAGGUCUUUAUCAUCAACAAAUCAAAAAGAAUGUCCUGAAAAGCAGCGAAAUAGACGAAGGCUUCAACAGUGAGGACAAUGCUUCACUCAAGUUUUCGUUUUGGAUUCUGGUCGGUGCUUGCUUUCUGCCAUUGAUAAACAUGUUGCUCACUUUCUUAAACAGCGCCAGAGCCAAGAGUUACUUUAAUAAAACUACCACAAUACCCACCAGCAAUGUGGAUGGCAUGAUGCUGUACUGAUUCAAAUAAAAAACGUUCUCGUAAAGAAUAUGAGAAUUCAAGUUUAUGGAACAAUGCCUUUUCACAUUCGAAAGGAAAAUUACUUUUGGCAUUUAAACACCAGUAUACAUUUCACUGUAAAGAACCUAGCUACACAGUAUUGACUAGUAUUUUAAACAGUGUAGUUACAAUCAAUAGUUUAGAGUUACUGGCUUUAAUAAUUGAUGGACGAUUAAGUAUAUAAGGCCCGGCAACGGGGCACGGGAGAUUUUUAUGACCGAAUAUAGAAGGCUUAUUUUAGGAAAAUUCCGCAGGCCUAUCGUGUAACACAAACAUUUUAUAGCCAUAUUUAUAUUUGAAUAAAUUCAGUUAAAAUAAUGUUAUUCUGGUGAAC
Paramuricea clavata is the source of this 7551-nucleotide messenger RNA. NCBI's taxonomy places the organism in Eukaryota, Metazoa, Cnidaria, Anthozoa, Malacalcyonacea, Plexauridae. The record is from the annotation of a GenBank genome assembly.